Harpia harpyja (harpy eagle) is the source of this 5099-nucleotide messenger RNA. It is a transcript of the gene LHX6, whose product is annotated as LIM homeobox 6. Gene Ontology annotation, cellular component: nucleus. The record is from RefSeq and is a predicted model, not a curated record. Bases 42 to 1280 code for a protein of 412 amino acids. Gene Ontology annotation, biological process: regulation of transcription by RNA polymerase II; forebrain neuron development; neuron differentiation. The transcript is spliced from 10 exons. NCBI's taxonomy places the organism in Eukaryota, Metazoa, Chordata, Aves, Accipitriformes, Accipitridae. Gene Ontology annotation, molecular function: DNA-binding transcription factor activity, RNA polymerase II-specific; RNA polymerase II transcription regulatory region sequence-specific DNA binding.
GCGCGGCGGCGGCGGCGGGCGGAGCGGGGCGCGCCCGCCCCAUGCACCGGAGCCAUGAGGGCGGGCAGCCCCGGGGCCCGGGCCGCCGCGUCCCGGCCGGCGCCGAGGCGGGCAAGGCGGUUUAUAUAGGGUGCCCCGCGCUCGCCCGGCGCAUGGAGCCGCAGCCUCCCUCUCCCGCUCUCUCCCGCAAGGUGAUGCCGCCGGAGCCGCUGCCCAAGGGGAGCGCCCGCUGCCUCGACCCCCACGCCCGCGCCAUGUCGCAGCCCGACGGGGAGCCGCUGCCCGGCGCCCUGGAGAAGGAGGACGCCCGCUCGGCGCCCAGCACGCCCUCCACGCCGUCCGUCUGCUCCCCGCCAUCCUCCUCUUCCUCCACGCCGUCGGCCGGCAAGAACGUCUGCUCCAGCUGCGGGCUGGAGAUCCUCGACCGGUACCUGCUCAAGGUGAACAACCUCAUCUGGCACGUCCGCUGCCUGGAGUGCUCCGUGUGCCGCACCUCGCUGCGGCAGCAGCACAGCUGCUACAUCAAGAACAAGGAGAUCUUCUGCAAGAUGGACUACUUCAGCCGGUUUGGUACAAAGUGCGCCCGCUGCGGCAGGCAGAUCUACGCCAGCGACUGGGUGCGGCGAGCGCGGGGCAACGCCUACCACCUCGCCUGCUUCGCCUGCUUCUCCUGCAAGCGGCAGCUCUCCACCGGCGAGGAGUUCGGUUUGGUGGAGGAGAAGGUGCUGUGCCGGAUUCACUACGACACCAUGAUAGAGAACCUCAAGCGAGCGGCGGAAAACGGCAAUGGGAUCACGCUGGAGGGGGCUGUGCCCUCGGAGCAGGACAGCCAGCCGAAGCCGGCCAAGAGGGCCCGCACCUCCUUCACCGCCGAGCAGCUGCAGGUUAUGCAGGCACAGUUUGCUCAGGACAACAACCCCGACGCACAAACGCUUCAGAAGCUGGCGGACAUGACGGGGCUGAGUCGGAGAGUCAUUCAGGUUUGGUUUCAAAACUGCAGAGCCCGCCAUAAAAAACACACCCCCCAGCACACGGUGCCGCCCUCGGGAGCCCCCCCGUCCCGCAUCCCUUCCUCGCUCUCUGAUGACAUUCACUACUCGCCCUUCAGCAGCCCGGAGCGGGCCCGGAUGGUGACGCUGCACGGAUACAUAGAAAGUCAGGUACAGUGUGGACAAGUGCACUGUAGACUUCCCUACACUGCUCCACCAGUGCACCUCAAAGCAGACAUGGAAGGACCACUAUCUAAUAGGGGUGAGAAGGUCAUCCUCUUUCAGUACUGACUGCGCGAACUCUUCCUCAUCUGCCCAUGGCGCUACCAGCACCACUGCCCCUCAGCCGCUGAAACACAGCGUCCAGCCCAAGGCAACUGUUAUCAGUCAUGCAGGAGAAACUCAGAUCCAGCAUUCUCAGUUAUUUCCAUUGACCAGCACCUAACAUCCACUAUUAUUUCUCCAGCGACACUCUGUGUAUGUGUGUGUUGAGUGCAGAGUUACAUUUUUCACUUGUUUCUUGUGGACUUGUAGAAUGACCGUGAGUCUCUCCAAGGCAAUGCCAGACACAGUCAAAAUUAGUGACUCUACUGUGCUUGCUAAUCUUGCUCCCAAACCCAUGGGAAUAUGAACAAACCAGAACAUGCUGAGUCUCAGGGGGGGGUCGAUGAUCACCCCUGAACAUAAAGGAAGGAGGAAUUUACGUGGUUUGGCCUGAUUCUCUUUUUGCACCAGUGAAGCGCUGUCGGUUCCCGGACAUCCCUCCUUAUUUCCACUUGCAUGUGUGAAAUCUGAAAUGGGCUUUUUGGCUCAGCAACUCGAUAUAUACACAGACCUUCCUGAGCCAAACUCGCGGGUAGCUGAGACUCCACUAAGUGGAAAACACGAUGCCAGCUGGAAAUAGGCAGUUUUUCUUCCUCCUCAAAGUGCUUUAGAAUCACAUGUCCUUUGAUCACUUUAAGGUAAGUAAAUCUUAGUGUUUUUCCCCCCAUUUUAUAGGAGGGGAAACCAAGAUGUCCUAAACUGAGUGAGAGGAACCGUGGGGGUUGGUGGCAGAGCCAGGUUUAGCACCCUGUAGUUUUGAUUGCUGACUUGUUCUUAGAACACCGAAUAUCUCUCUCCUUUCACAGCCAUCUGCCAAAUCUUUUUUUUUUUUACUCUUGUUCUUUAUUAACAAGCUACUUUAUUUCCUUGGAGUCAUAUUGGAUCACAAAUGGGUGAUUUCAGAGUGUACCUACACAAAACUCUCAGACACUCCAUACUCUGGGAUUGGGAAAUCCUCAAUGGAAGCUGGCCGUAAAGGUGUAGAAAUGUUCUGCCCUGGUGCGGACCCAAGUUCAGUCAGUGGAAACAGUGGGGUAGAAACUGGAGACCAGUUAAAAAGGCGAAAACCGCAGUGAGGCCAGUAGGAGCAGUCGCUAGCUGAGUGAGUGGACAGCAAGGUGCUGGCAUAUUCCUUUACCUGGCAGCAGCGCUCUGAUUCCCUCUGCCCUCCUGUUCUCCCUUGCUGCAGCACGGCUGUUGCUCCUGCCAAGUCCUCGGACGACGGCGCAGCCCAGGAGGACUGCUGCCGGCGGGGCAGGCACCGCAGGGCUCAGUGCAACAGCAGAGGAAGUGCUCAGCAGUCUGGCCCCAAAUCAGGAAAAAAACCCCUGAAAUGAUCCUCCAUUGACGGUAAUAACAAAAAGUAAACAAGUAGCCUUUGCUAGCCCUUCUCAGUUUGCACCAAGCCAAGAGCAGGUCUGUAACGAAACCUCUCUCCAUGCAAGCACACGGGUCUGUCUUGCUGCUAAGUGUCUGCGAGGCCGCGUUUCCAAGAAUGUGAAAGCCUACUAUGAGCCACAGUUAGUGCAUAACAUGACUGAACUGUGCCUGAGGAACAGAAGACAGGAAUCCAUCCGUUACAUAACUUGUUUUUAAUUCGAACUGUAGAUACAUGUGUUUUUCUCUCUGGGAGAUCCUGGAUCAAUCUCCAGCAUCGGCCGGGUGGGCAGCCAUCCCACUGGUUUGGCCAGCCCAUAUUGCACACGAGGCAAGCCUUCUCCUGACCGUGCCCCCAAGCUCCGUGUGACACCGACGGCCGGACACGCGGCUCCAGCUAACCGUGAGGCACGCUCGCCGCUCUGACCGCACGGGGAAUGGUGUAGGGAGAUGUGGAUGUCUGCUGAGGUGGCCACCAAGAUCUCUUGGCUUGAGAAGUAACUGAGUACAAGCAUGCAUUGAUACUUGUUGGAACAAAUAUAUAUAUAUACACACACACAUAUACCUCUGUGUGUGUGUGUAUAUAUAUUAAAAAAAAAUACAGAGCGAGAGGGAGAGUGUGAUGGUAAUACCUUGGACAGUUAGGCCAGUAUUCUGUCUAAUUGCAGCCAGCAGCUAGCAGCUCUAUCCGCAAUUUAAAAAACAUUUGAAAGGAGAGAGGAAAUUAAGUCUGCAAAGUAUUAUUGUCACCUCCUGAUGUGCAAAUAACCACUUCCAGUGUUUAGCCAGUGACAAGGCACUCCCGCACACCUGACCUGACUGGAACCACUGCUGCAGAGGCAUCCCCUCAGGGAGGGGACAGUCACCGGUUGCACCCAUUGCAGUCACUUUUGUCCUUGUCUGUAGCAAUGAGUGAAGGACGGGUAUUCCCUUCGUUGGCUGUCGGUGGAGCAUUUGUAAUCGAGAGGCUGAGGUGGAUUGCUGUGUCCGCAUGCAACAGCCUUAAGACACUGGUGGUGGUUGGCAGGGUUGCCGGGGCCCAACUUUCUCCUCCAUUUGUGCUUGCGCAUCCUAAUGAUCGUUUAGUUGUGGAAUUAGUGCCAUAAACGAAUGGGUAGUUAUUUCAUUUAAGACUGAAGGAGAGACUUCAGGCUGUAACUUGACCUGACAUCCGACAGUACUUGAGAUUUCCACAACCGUUUUGUUGAGGGAGAAAAUGGUUUGAUGCAUUUAUCUUCUGUCUCGGUGGUGCAAUGAAAGGGAAACUAUUAAAUACGUGUCUGCUAAAUAUCAGCUUAGUUACUGAUCAGAAAAAACCCACUUGUAAAAUGUACUGUAUAUCAACGUUUUUGUAACUGAUACCACUGACAGGACUGGAGUGCAAAGCAGAGGGCCAAGGGAGCGUAGGUGCUGCUCUCCGCUGGAAGUGGACUCACCACUACCCGUGGGGCCAACUGCCCCCCACAGACUGUGCUCCGGGGCACUUUCCUCCGUAAGUAGCCAGGAGCAGCUUUGCUAAUUCAGAAAUCAGGCUCUGUUUAUAUUAAGCCCAAAUUGUUUGCAAAAACUGGAAGCAAUUCAGCUUGUGCAGUUUUAGAGCUAAUUAUGUGUAUGGAAAAUACUCAACUGUACCAAGAAUGUAAGAAAUCCUCUAAUUUAUUCAAUACAUUGUUUCACAACAUAUUUCACACUGACUGUUGCCACUGAACCAAACCUUAUCUCAGGUCAUUUGCAUUCAUCUCCUGUCUGUAGAUUAAAAAAAAAUAAAAUUAAAAUCAUUCUCAUUUUCUUAGUUUAUUCAGUAAUUGCCAAAUGGGUUCUGGUGCAGCAAUGCAGACUCCAUGUACUAAACUUUUCCAGUUGCUAUUUACAAAACCUUUUGCAGACAAAAAUCCCAUGAAGAUAGCCAGUGAAAGGCUUUUCACUCAAGUUUAAUAAGGUAACUAAAUAUGCCUAGGGUCUGAAAGUGGAAUGGUUUACAGUUUUAUUACCAAUUUUUUUUUUUUUUUUUUGGCUCAUGCUGGUUAACCCCGAUGUCCAAGCUAAAGGUGCUUACACAACUUAUUAGUUGGGACGGGGGAGUAGGAACCAGUCCUGCACUACUAUCAGUGAUUAUCUGUAGGAUGCCAACUAUAGACACAUCAGUUUUAUUUCAUCCACCAAUCAUUUUGUUGUAGCAUGUUGCAAUUCUGCAUGUCUUGGCUACAAUGGUUAAAAAAAUUUCUCUGAAUGAGUGGACAGUCAAGACUAAUAUUUAUUUUAAAAAAGUAAAACUAAAUUGUAAGCACUUUUUUGUAAAACCAAUGUCUGUUUUGUUACAUACUUUUAAUGUUGUGCUUUGUAAAUGUCUUAUUUGUGUAAUAAAUAAAGUUAAUGCAAGUAGAAGUGCUGGCACUUACAUCCAGAAAA